AUGGUGGAUAGCUCUGCAGAGUCAACGCCACGUCGAAGGGUCCGCACCGGUUGCUUGACCUGCCGAGGGAGAAGGCGCAAAUGUGAUGAGGGCAAGCCGCAGUGUCAAAACUGCCGCACCAAGAACCUUCACUGUCGAUAUGGGCUCAACAUCACCUUUGUCGGUUCCAGGAAGAAAGGAGGUGACGAAGCAGAGAGAAACAGCAUACACUUAGCUGGCACAUCCCGUAAUGACCUGCAAGCUGAGCAGGCGGUAGCAAGCUCGCUGGAGCUAAGUUCUCGAGACGAGCAUAGACUUGCAGACCAGACCGUCAUUGAGCCUUCUCAAAGCGCGUCUCAAACCCAGACUCUUUCGGCGAACCUUGGUGACGCCGGGAACCUUGUCCUGGAUCACCGUCCUCCAAAAAGCCCGGCUCGGCUGUUUUCUGGCAGAGCUUUCGAGCCGUUCCGUCAAGAUAUUGAUUCUUCCCUCACUUCACCUUCCAGCACCAGAGCUUCUCGAGCAUGGGACAACGAAGCGCGCCGCGAACCUGACUCGGCAGAUGGGCUUAUUCUCCCAUCCCAGCCUAAUGUCCUGGAUAUCUUGAUAUACUACCGAUACAAUACGGCUGUCCAGAUAGACCUUGGUGUCGGGGAAGAGUACUUUGGUGUUCGAGUUUUACAUCGAGCCGCUCACUGUCUGAGAGUCCAAAGAAGCAUUCUUGCCCUUGCAAGUUACCAGCGAGCGUUCAGUGGCUCUUUUCAUCGGCCAGACGAAGAAAUUGCCAGCUUUGAAUAUGCUACAGCGGCAGAGGAGAUCUGUGAAGAGACAGACGAGCAGGAGGACAUCCUAGUUUCUCAGUCUCUUCUGACACUGCGCAGCAUGAUCAUCAACUCGCCUCAUCAGUGGGAGAAUGAUGUUCAAGGUAUUUGCGGAGCCCUUGCUUCCGUCCCCACCGGCGAGUUCGAAGAGCUCUGGCAUCUUGUUGCACGUCUUUGUCUUGCAGCAGGAUUGAUGGCAAAACACACAUCACCCGUGGUGAGCUUGUCCUUCCUGACGCGGAGUACUGUCCCGAUUUUUGCAGGACAACAGAUAUCCAAGAAGCAGCAACUCGGACAGAUUAUGUCCAUUCUCGAACGCACUCUACCUCUGUCCUUCUCCCUGAAUCGGCACCAACUCACGAGAAAUGUACCCGUGGCUGCGGAAUGGCAAUCCUGCUGGAGCAACUCUCAACUGUGGUAUGCGACACGCAGCGAUGACAUGCAACAAAUUCUUGGAGUCGAAAGCCCAAAUGGGUCGCACGACGAUGUUGGCUGGACGGUCCUGGGGUUCCCAACCCUGAUUUUCAGUAACGCUUGUGCCCUGGUGGCGAACAUGGUCUAUCAUUUGACCUCCCUUCUCCUUCUACAGUACAAACCACGGCUGGUUAAAGCUAUGACAGACGGCGGUUCAUCGACGUCUGCGCAGUGGCAUGCGCUCAGGAUCAUUGGAAUGGUUUCCUCAUCCGAUAGCAGCUCUGUGUGGAAUCCGUUGGUGGCCGCUGCUGUCAUCCGUGCCGCGCAGAGUCUCAGCCACCCUUCCCAACUUCGUGCAGUCGCAGACCUGUUACGUGAUGCUGUCAAGUCUAGCGGGAUGAAUCUGCAAGAAGAGAUUCAAAGGCUGGAAAGUGUGGAAUAUGCAUUUUGA
Fonsecaea erecta is the source of this 1665-nucleotide messenger RNA. RefSeq lists its product as hypothetical. Gene Ontology annotation, molecular function: zinc ion binding; transcription cis-regulatory region binding; DNA-binding transcription factor activity, RNA polymerase II-specific. The coding region runs from base 1 to 1665 and encodes 554 amino acids. Lineage: Eukaryota; Fungi; Ascomycota; Eurotiomycetes; Chaetothyriales; Herpotrichiellaceae. The transcript is spliced from 2 exons. The record is from RefSeq and is a predicted model, not a curated record. Gene Ontology annotation, biological process: positive regulation of transcription by RNA polymerase II. Gene Ontology annotation, cellular component: nucleus.